Molecule: messenger RNA, 447 nt
Organism: Colletotrichum costaricense
Lineage: Eukaryota; Fungi; Ascomycota; Sordariomycetes; Glomerellales; Glomerellaceae
Exons: 1
Source: RefSeq, a predicted model, not a curated record
GAUACAACGCCAUCUUCGUCCAUCACAGCCAGUACUCAGGACGAGACUCAUCCAAGAAAAGAACAAAAGGGAAGCUGGCGUCGGACAACAACUGCAGCAUCUCCAAUCACGACCAGGCCACCGGAUCUUCCCACCUCAUCCUGUCCUUCCCCAGGUGAAUUACUGCAGGUAGCCCGCCGUCCACAGCUUCCGCAGACCGCAGACCGCAGACCACAGGCGCUGUGCAGAUCGAAGCCUUGCCUCAUCGGGUGCGACUUACACCACGCACCACCACCACCCACCACCCACCACGCACUGCGCAACGUCAACCUCCUCCGAGUCCCCAACUCUUGCUCCUCCUUCUGCUUCUUCCCUCCCAUCUUUCUUCUCCUCUUUCCGCUCUCAUUCUACAACUAUCGCAGCAUCACCUUGCUUAAACUCGACUCAGCCUCCCUUUGCGCGAAGUAG